Miscanthus lutarioriparius is the source of this 678-nucleotide messenger RNA. The record is from the annotation of a GenBank genome assembly. Lineage: Eukaryota; Viridiplantae; Streptophyta; Magnoliopsida; Poales; Poaceae.
AUGGAGGGCCAGCGCUCACCCUGGGACUCACGCGCGCCAGAAGGUAGCCGCAGAGUUGGUUGGGGUGGCCCGGGCCGGGCGUGGUUGGCCACGGUAGCAGCGGCGGCGGCCACGGCUCCCAGCGGCGGUGCCCGGGGCAGCCCGAGGCAGCAGGGUUGCAUACGCGCGCGGCCGCGGCGGUCGCGGCCCGCUGACGGCGUGCUGUUGCGCUCCGGCGUUGGAGGGAGGGUGAAGGAGCGGGGUGCCAACGAGGAAGGCAAGGACGGAGAUGGCAGCGGUGGUUGGUUUCGUGGGUGCUCAGGAGGCUGGGAACGGCGAUGGCAGGAGCUCUGCUCUGCCAUGGCUUUGCGCGAGCAGCGAUGGUGCGAGAGAAAAUGGGGAAGGGGCGCGGCUUUGGAGGAGUCACGGUCACGGGCGAGGCGCUCGUGGUCAAGCAGCAAUGAUGCCGCAGCAGGGCAGCGGGGCAGCGACGCAGCACGGUCAGCAAGGCGGGGGCGCAGCGAGCAGCGCGGCAGCGGGGCAGACCUGGGCGCCCCUGCGCGGCCUGAGUGCAGAGGCCGAACGAGUUUCGUGCCUAAGCGUUUUGGACUGGCGCGUACGUCCGUUUUCAUUUCGAAAGGGAUCAAGAUAUCUAAACAAAAGUUGUUCACCUUGGUAAAAGCUACAUUUUUCGCUUAA